AUGUCCUUCGGAAAAGAUGUGAAGAUGCAGCUGGCUUGGCUUCUGAUCCUUGGGGCCCUCUCUGGGACAACUGCCCAGAGAUCUAUGGUCGGGGAGGUGUUCUUGUUCUCUCAAGCCUCUACUGAUUCAUACGUGACCCUGACUCCAAUCCUGGAGAAGCCCCUGAAGAACUUUAUCGUAUGCCUGAAGGCCUUCACCGGCCUGUCCCGCAGUUACAGCCUCUUCUCCUAUGCCACCGAGAACCAGGCCAAUGAGAUCCUCCUCUUCAAGGAAGUCAAAGAGUACACUGUGGCCGUGAGGGGCUCAGAGGUGGUCUAAGAUGUCCCCGUUGCCCCCGGGGUCCUGCCCACCCCUCGCCACAUCUGUUUCAGCUGGGAGUCAGCCACGGGGUUGAUGGGGUUCUGGGUGGAUGGGAAGCCCCUGGUGAGGAAGGGGCUGUGGAAGGGCUACACAGUGGGGGCUCAGGCCAAGAUCAUCCUGGGGCAGGAGCAGGACUUGUUUGGAGGUGGCUUCGACCUGGGGCAGUCCUUCAUUGGGGAGAUCGGCAACAUGUGCAUGUGGGACUGGGUGCUUCCCGAAGCCAAGAUGCACACGAGAUCCAGCUGUGGAAACGUGCUGAACUGGAGAUCUCUGAGAUACCAGGAGAAAGGCUAUGUGGUGACCAAGCCUGAGCAGUGGGCCCGAGACCCCUGA
Messenger RNA from Tachyglossus aculeatus (Australian echidna), 693 nucleotides. Its product is annotated as mucosal pentraxin-like. The record is from RefSeq and is a predicted model, not a curated record. Gene Ontology annotation, biological process: innate immune response. The transcript is spliced from 3 exons. Lineage: Eukaryota; Metazoa; Chordata; Mammalia; Monotremata; Tachyglossidae. Gene Ontology annotation, molecular function: complement component C1q complex binding.